Messenger RNA from Rhodofomes roseus, 1066 nucleotides. RefSeq lists its product as uncharacterized. The transcript has 3 exons. The record is from RefSeq and is a predicted model, not a curated record. Lineage: Eukaryota; Fungi; Basidiomycota; Agaricomycetes; Polyporales; Fomitopsidaceae. The coding region runs from base 100 to 924 and encodes 274 amino acids.
UCGACUUGAACGUGGCUGGAGGAUGUUGCCAUACUUUAAGUAGAACGCCUUCGACGAUACCCCCACAUCUCUUCUUCUCUCUCCUGCGCUUCUCAAGUCAUGUCACGCUCUACAUCUGGGAAGAUGAUUGCAGUUCGCCUUCCAGUCGUCCCCGCUGCCCGCUCGACAAUCGCCCCGGCAAAGGAGCCACAGCCUGACCUUCCGCCCCCAUUCAAGCCUCGGUCUGUUUAUGUGACGAAAGAUGCUGUACUGGGCGCACGCGACGUCGCUCCGUUCAUCCUGCUCCCCCGCAUCUUCAUCCCUGUGCCUUCGGCGCUGUGGAAGCCGCCACUCAUGCAUUACGGUUGGCCUGUUCCUAGGCAGCGUCUCCUGGAAUACGCAGAGAAGCACGGCCUGACCAAAUUCUUGGGCAGACGCAACCCAAAGGUCUUCCCAGAUGAAACCGACUCGGAAAGCGAGUUCUCCACGGAUGAUGAUGAGACAGAGGACAAUGAGGACGAAUCCAGUGACCGCUCUAGCGAGUCGGGGUCCUCAUCAGACGGCAGCCGCACGGUCGUCGCCGCACAUGCUACCAGGGCUCGUAAGCCGUGCCCGCCGGUCGAUCCCCCUGCUAAGCCGGCUAGGAUCGACACAAUGUCGACCAUGUUCGGUGCUCUGCGACAUAUUCGCGAUUCGCUCAACGGCGAGCACGGCACGCAGUUCGAUCUGCCGGCUAUGCAGAUAUGCCCGACACUGCAGGACGGCGAGGGCGAGUGCCAAAUCGUGUCGGUCUACACGAACUACCAUUUCCUUCGCAAGGACCUCCCACUUCCCGAACACAUUGCGGCAUUUGGAGAAGCCGUUGGCGUCGAGAUGCCUCCGAGGUGGUUCCUCGACGAGGAACAGUAUGAAUGGUGGUCGGUAAACUACCCGAGGCGACGGUAGUAGUCAUGUGUGCGGUCGGCUAUGGUCUACGGAAUCUUCCCAUUUUCUCGCAUCUACGGACUCCUUCUCGUGCUCGGUAAUCGCAAUUGUAACCUGGUGUACAUAUAGUUGUUCGGAAUCAGUAAUCUGUGUAAUGACCGUA